Messenger RNA from Lucilia cuprina (Australian sheep blowfly), 2279 nucleotides. RefSeq names its product netrin receptor DCC. Bases 236 to 2221 code for a protein of 661 amino acids. The record is from RefSeq and is a predicted model, not a curated record. The transcript has 12 exons. Lineage: Eukaryota; Metazoa; Arthropoda; Insecta; Diptera; Calliphoridae. Gene Ontology annotation, cellular component: neuronal cell body; axon; plasma membrane. Gene Ontology annotation, molecular function: protein binding; axon guidance receptor activity. Gene Ontology annotation, biological process: synapse organization; homophilic cell-cell adhesion.
UAAAAUAAUAUUAAACUAAAGAUAAAUAAAUAUAUAUUUAAUAAAUAUUAUUAAUUAACUAAAAUAAGUGUAAAAAAACAUAAAAACAAAUUAAAGAAAAAGUGAAAAAAAGAAAUAGUUAAAAACAUUCAACAACUUGUUAAGCCUUAAAAUAGGCUCUGCUUUCUAACUAGUCUCUCUGACUAAGUGAACAAAAGAAAAACAAGAAACUUUCUUUUACAAAACACACACAAUAAUGCCUUUAACUAAUUUUAACAACUACAACAAACAAUAUUAUUAUGGCUCUUCUUGUAUAGAAGAUGAUGAUAAUAAAACAACAGCAGUGGCAAUACUAAAACAACUUCCACCAAGAGCAGCAAUAACAACUAAAGCACCAGCCACUAGCAUUAGCAACACUUUCGCUAAAAUGCCUGCUAACUAUGCUAAUGCCAAUUUCACUGCAACACAUACAACAGCAAUUUCAGAGACAGCAGCAACAAUAAUACCAACUAAAAGCUCAUCACUGUUGUUGACAUCAUCAGCACCAACAACAAAUACAAAAUCUUCAGAAGUUGUUGCUGCAACCUAUUUCGCAUCAUCGUUAUCAUCAUCUUUAGGUGUUGCUGUAACGUCUUUGCCCUUGUCGUCGUCUUUUGCAUCUACGUCAGUCUGUUCACUUUCCGGGGCUGCAGCAGUUUAUCCACAAAUGAAAAAGUAUUGUCGUCGUUUUUUAUUCGUAAUUAGCCUCGUUUGUUUACUGCACUCAUGUCUAUUGUGGAACACCGCUGAAGCUGCCAUUUCAAAUCGAGCUACCAAUAGUAGAACACUGAGCAAUGCACCACAAAGUUCAUUAUCGGGGCCUCAGCCACGUUUUCUCUCGCGUGGUCAUACAUAUCGUGCUGUAGUGGGUGAUACCUUGGUUUUACCCUGUCAAGUGGAAAAUUUAGGAACAUUUGUCUUAUUAUGGCGUCGUGGUAUAAAUGUUUUAACCGCCUCCAACAUAAUGGUGACAAGGGAUGAACGUAUAAGACUGAUAGAUGGUUAUAAUUUAGAAAUUUCCGAUUUGGAACCACAAGAUGCUGGUGAUUAUGUCUGUCAGAUAAGUGAUAAAAUAAAUCGUGAUCAAGUACAUACAGUGGAAAUAUUGGUGCCCCCUAGUGUACGUGCCACACCCACCUCGGGUAAUUUACAGGCCCGCAAAGGUGGCCCGGUAACUUUGGAGUGCAAAGGUUCGGGAAAUCCUGUACCCUCUAUAUAUUGGACAAAAAAGAGUGGUGCUGGCAAAUCAACGGCUCGUAUUGGCGAUGGUCCAAUUUUAACAUUGGAAAAAGUGGAACGUCAACAGGCUGGCGUUUAUCAAUGUACCGCAGAUAAUGGUGUUGGUGAACCAGUUAGUGUCGAUAUACGCUUGGAUGUUUUGUAUCCUCCUGAUAUACAAGUGGAAAAAUCUUGGAUUCACUCUGGUGAAGGUUUUGAAGCAAAACUUGUUUGCAUUGUUUAUGCUGAUCCCAUUGCAACGGUAUCCUGGUAUCAAAAUUCAUUUUUAAUCCAAACAACCGAUAGACGUAUAAUGUCAUCAAGGGGAAAUCGUCAUACCUUAACCAUAAGACACAUACAACAAGAAGAUUUUGGCAACUACAGCUGUGUCGCUGAUAAUACAUUGGGUCGUUCACGUAAAUAUAUGGAAUUAUCUGGUCGUCCUGGCCCUGCAGAAUUCUAUUCACCCAAAUGGGGUCGUUCAUCGGACAGUUAUAAUCUUACAUGGAAAAUUGAUAGUUAUCCACCAUUGGAGGAAGUACGUUUACUCUAUAGACGUGUUUUGAUGAAUGAUACUUUCCAACAUCCAGGUAGAUGGCAUGAUUUUAUACUUACACCCGAACAUCGUCCAGCCUCGGAACCUCUAACUCAUAUUAUGUCAUACACAAUAAAGAAUUUAGUACCAGGAGCAUAUUACGAAGCCAUUGUACAGGCAAAAAAUCGUUAUGGUUGGAAUGAGGUCAGUGACAUAUUUCAGUUCAUCGUGGCCAGCAAUAGCAUGGAUAUACCACCCGAAGAAUCUGAAGUUGUUGCCAGUUCUAAAUCACGCAGUAAUGCUGCAUCAUCUUCUGCCCUGCAUACAUAUACAUUUAAACAUUUGCAACUAAUAUUAUAUGCAUUUGUAGCAACAUCACUGUUCAGCAGUUUAUGUCAAAAGAGACGUCAAUUUUGGAGUUUAGGACAAGAAAACAGCCUUGAAGUAUGAUGGUCAACAAUUGUGGUAUUAUGAAAUGUUUAUACAGUUAAGAAAGAUUGACAGGCAG